Messenger RNA from Aspergillus chevalieri, 840 nucleotides. RefSeq lists its product as uncharacterized. The coding region runs from base 1 to 840 and encodes 279 amino acids. Lineage: Eukaryota; Fungi; Ascomycota; Eurotiomycetes; Eurotiales; Aspergillaceae. The transcript is spliced from 4 exons. The record is from RefSeq and is a predicted model, not a curated record. Gene Ontology annotation, molecular function: nucleic acid binding.
AUGGCUGCCGGGAAAGCAGCGACCUCCUUCGACGAUAUUAUCCGGGCCGGUCGCCAAAAGAAGAAGAAUGAAGAGCUAGCCAGUCAGAUCCUAGGAAAGAACAGGAGAGCCAGCGCGCCGGGCUCCGGCGCUGCUGGGAAGAAGGCUCAGAAUGCGACACCUGGGAGUCUAGCAAGCAGGAUCGGUGUCACAAAGCGUUCUGCAUCUACCAGCUCCAAACCGAAGGCGAAACCGAAGAGUAACAAACCGGCCGUGUCCGCAGCGCCUCCUGCACCCUCGAAAGCCCCGCGAUCCAAACCCGCGAACAAACGCCGCCCAAAUGAAGAUCGUUUAAUCUCAGCUCUCAAUCCAGCGAAUGGGCAGUCGACAAUCCGGGAUAACUCCGGGGGUAUGAGUAUCAAGGGGGCGAGUUCCGGGCCGUUCAUUGUCAUUGGAAGCAACUUUGCACCUGGUACCACUGCAGCAGACAUUCAAUCAGCCUUAGAACCGGUCUGCGGCUCGGUGAUGAAUUGCUGGAUUACCUCACAAUACCCGACUGUGACUGCUGAGAUUACGUUUGCCGAGAAGUGGUCUGCUGAGAACACUGUCGCCAACUUCCACAACCAAAAGGCCGAUGGUAGGAUCCUUUCGAUGCGCUGGAAGCCAGCCGGAGCAGCGUCAGAUUACAACACCCAAACAUCUUUCGACAACCUCCGUGAACAGGCCGACCGACAACGCCGUAAUCGCCGCGCAGACCCCGCAAUCCAGGAUGGAACAUAUGGAUUCCAGGACAAUAGGCUUUAUAGUGACCAGAUGAUGGUUGAUGUUCCGACUCAACCCCUUGGGAGACGGUACCGAUAG